Darwinula stevensoni is the source of this 3112-nucleotide messenger RNA. Lineage: Eukaryota; Metazoa; Arthropoda; Ostracoda; Podocopida; Darwinulidae. The record is from the annotation of a GenBank genome assembly.
AUGAAAAAAACAGAAGACGUGCAGCAGGACAUUGUCAAAGAAACAUUCCAGUUGGUGUCGAAGCGAGAUGACAAUGUCUGCAACUUUCUGGAGGGUGGGAGUUUGAUUGGAGGAUCAGAUUAUAAACUCAUCUACCGUCACUACGCCACCUUGUACUUCGUCUUCUGUGUUGACUCCUCUGAGUCUGAACUAGGGAUUCUGGAUCUCAUCCAAGUGUUUGUGGAGACCCUAGAUAAGUGCUUUGAGAAUGUCUGCGAGCUGGAUCUCAUCUUCCAUGUUGACAAGGUCCAUUACAUUCUCAAUGAACUGGUCAUGGGAGGCCUAGUUUUGGAGACCAAUAUGUCUGAAAUAAUUACUAGGAUAGAGGAACAGAAUAAGCUUGAGAAGCAGGAGGCUGGAAUUGCUGCAGCUCCAGCAAGAGCCAUGUCAGCAGUGAAAAACAUCAACAUAUCACAACAGAUCAAGGACAUCAAGUUACCUGAUCUCCCCAAUGUAAUCAAGGACUUCAAAUUUUGACCUUCUUUUGAGUGCCAACUGCCUGUGAUCCCAUAAGCAUGGAAAAGAGUGGUGGUGGCGUUCAAGACCCUUUAUCAAAGUUUCUUUCUUCUGUUCGCUUCAAUGAUAUCUCAUCCUUUGACUGGAAAACAUGGGCCAUUGUGCAACCCCAAGCCCAGAAGGAAGUGAUUGCGAAUCAGGAUCCCACUCGACAGAUGUGGAUUCUUCAGAUUCUUGGGAUUCUUUUAGAAACUGAAACCCAAGAAAAAUGGCAGGCCUCACUAGCUAGUUCAUGGCUACCUGUUUUGGUUCGUUCACUCCGCCCACGUCGAUCAAUACUCCAUGCUGAUACUGCAGAAAUCAAGUCUGUCAGUGAAAUGUUGAAUGUAAUAGAGAAAUGCCUCAUGCGAAGCUCCAGUGCUUUAGACAUGGAACUACAGCUCCUCACAAUACUUUGCUUUUGGGUACAACUUGGAGCGAGGGAAGACAUCGAUCCACCAAGCAUGGAUGGCGAUUGGCGGAUCCUAGCCCUUUCAUCUAUGCCAGGUCAGCCUGUUUCUUACAAGAAGUCACGAUUGCCACAAAAAGGUACUGGUUCAUCUGAUUCCUCAGACACCGAGAUUGGACCAGUGGACUUUGUGCGGUUGAGUGCCCUAAAUGCCCUGUAUGCCCUGAUUCAAAUGGGAGAUCGAGAGAAGCUUUUUUCCUACUGGUGGGCUCUCUUGCCAUCAUCAUCGGGCAGGUGGAACCUAUGCUGGAGUGCCCGCAUGGACUCGAGCAUCAAGUGUCGCAUUGCUGCCACUCUUGUCCUGAACCGUCUCCUAGAAAUUCUAAAACCAUUCCUAAAGUUUGCUCAGUAUCAGAAGAGUUCUGCUUCUUUUGUUUCUCUUUCAGCUGCUAUUGCUGAUGACUUGGAGCAUCUUCAAAAUGCACUGCUUCUACAUAUGCAGGAAGAAAGGAACAGUUAUGUUCUGAUUCAAUUGCUGCACCUUGUGAAGACAUUAGUCAUAGUUUCCCCAUACUAUAGGCUGAAAACUGGACUUGUGGCAUCUCUUGUCUCUGGUCUCAAGUUACCUCUUGACCACAAGGAUGUGAAUGUGAGAGUAGGAGUAUUGACAUGUUUUGGAACCCUUUUGGAAAGGCAUGAUCCUUCAAUCCUCAAAGAUUCUAUUCAUCCCUGGCUCCUGGAUUUGUGUUAUAAGAAAUGCUCAGAAAGUAUAGUUCUUGUGCCCUUAAAAGUGGAAUGCCUUCAGGUUCUGUCAUCCAUCGUGAAAAAGUUUCAACCCGAACCCUGUAAUUGGGAUCUGAUACUUAAAAGCUGUUUUGUUCAGGGAAGUGACCCUGCUGUCUUACAAUAUGGCAUGCGGCUGAUGGAAACAUGCUCUGCUCGAGUUGGAGAGGAAGUUUGGGAGGAAUUUGUGACUUUAGUCGUGCCAAGGAUUAUGGAUGAUACUCUGACAUAUUUGAAGAUCCCAUUGUGUGACUGUCUGGCUGUGAUGCCAGCCCGAGUCCUACAGGCACAUCUACCCCAUUGCUUCAGCGUUCUCAUGUCCCUCACAAAAGAUCCAGCGGCAAGAGUGUCCGUAGCUGCCAUUCGGGCACUAGGAUUAAUUGUCGAAUCAGAGCCAGUGGCCAGGGAUCCAUUUCUUAUUGCUGAUAUUAGUGAAACAUUAUGUGCAGCUAUGAAAGGAGAUGGCAAAUCAUCAGACCUUGUUUCACAGGCGUCAUGGGGCCUGGGCAAUGUUUCAGCAUCUUUGCUGAGGCUCUAUGAGAAUGGAGAGAAGCCUGAAUUGUCUCUUUUGAAAGAUAUGCUAUCGUGCAUUUUGCAUCCUACAAAGGCCAAACAAGCCCAGGCCCAAUGUGUGCGUGCAAUGGGGACUCUGCUCUGUUGCAUUGAUUCAGAUACAUUUGUACACUUGAGAGAGUUGGCAUCAGAUGCAAUGAAGACCUUAAUUGCAGUAGCACGCACUGUGUCCAACCCCAAAGUCAAGUGGAAUGCUUGUAAUGCCAUUGGAAAUGUCUUUCGAAACCAGACCAUUUUAGACCAAGCUUGGACACAGGAAGCAAUUGAUGUCCUCUGUUCCAUCAUCACCACGUGUGACAACCUAAAGACGAGGCAGAUUGCAGCUCGAGCAUUGUGCAAUCUUGAGAGCCAUGGAAGUUUUGGCAGCCAAUAUUUGAAAGCCAUUCAGAGUCUGCUGAUCGGACUGGAGACGGCAAUGAACGACUUUUCUGCCGUCGACCUAAAGGUUCGGGACUAUCUCUUGGAUCAGCUGGUGCAUACCCUCUGUCACGUCCUGUGUCUUGUAGACUCGGAUCACAAUAGUGUCUGCCAAUUAAUUGCGCAACAUGGUGAAACAGUCAAAGAAUGCGUGGCACACUUCCUAGCCUAUGCAGCACCAGACAAACUGACAUCAUUCUAUGCUGUUAAGGAGAAACUACCCAAGAUCAUCCCCAUGCUGGUUGGUGACUCUUAAUCGUUGGGUUUUUUGAAUUGGUAUGGGAUUUCUAGUGAUUUUGUUGAUCGUGUAUAUGGAACAUUCUCAUGAAAUUAAUUAAGUUUUUUUCCAAAAUAUUACAGAAAUAAAUUUAUUUGGUCAACUAUUCCUUAUAAAAA